This is a messenger RNA of Solea senegalensis (Senegalese sole), 2887 nucleotides long. RefSeq names its product polycomb protein SCMH1-like. Gene Ontology annotation, biological process: regulation of DNA-templated transcription. Bases 447 to 2543 code for a protein of 698 amino acids. NCBI's taxonomy places the organism in Eukaryota, Metazoa, Chordata, Actinopteri, Pleuronectiformes, Soleidae. Gene Ontology annotation, cellular component: nucleus. The transcript has 14 exons. The record is from RefSeq and is a predicted model, not a curated record. Gene Ontology annotation, molecular function: protein binding.
GCAGGAAUCCUUUUCAUGUCCGCCUGCAGAUGUCCCACAUCCACACGUCUUAAUGGCUUUUUAUGGCAGCCUGGAAUCUUUAUGGCUUCUUCUGACUCAGUGGGAUUCACUACAGAGACACAGGCGUCUUCACAAGGAGCGGCGGCCACAAUGCAUCGCAGAUGCUCAUUUAUUUAUUUACUUUUUAUCUCAGAUAAACCGUUUGGUCUCUGGAGAGACUCUUGUUAACCCCGUGAAUAUCUGGAUUUAAUUCAGUCACCUUUCUGAUGCUCUGCCACCUUUUGGAUUACAUUUACUACAUUGUGAGCUUUCACUAUGUCCAGCCUUUGCAGGCAGUGGGACUACGCUGAGAGUUUUUGCAAACCUGAUCUGGAUUUCCGGGGCACAUUUCCAGCAUAAACUGUGUCACCUCCUCCUCUGAAGCAGCACGUUAAACUGUGGUCAUCAUGGGUCGAACUCCACACAGAGAUCAAAAAGAGGAGAAGAAGGAGAGACGGAGCAGCAUCACAGCGGGCUCUGCCCUCGACAAAUCCAACGAACCGUUCAGCUGGGAGGAUUAUCUGAGAGAAACGUCGUCCACCGCAGCUUCGCCGACUUGCUUCAAACAGGCCAGAGUCCCGCCCUCCAACGACUUCAAAGCCGGUAUGAAACUGGAGGCGCGGGACCCUCGCAACUCCAACUCUGUGUGCAUCGCCACGGUGAUGGGCAUGAUGGGCACUCGUCUGCGCCUGCGGCUGGACGGCAGCGACAACACCAACGACUUCUGGCGGCUGGUCGACUCGUCGGACAUCCAGCCGAUAGGGACCUGCGAGAGGACCGGAGACAUGCUGCAGCCGCCGCUGGGUUUCAGGAUGAACGCCUCCUCGUGGCCCAUGUUUCUCCUGCGGACGCUGAGUGGAGCAGAGAUGGCCCCCGCUUCUGCGUUUAAGAAGGAACCUUCCAGUCCCGCUAAAAACUACUUCCAGCCUGGUAUGAAGCUGGAGGCGGUGGACAGGAAAAACCCUUACCUGAUUUGCCCUGCCACAGUCGGAGAGGUCAGAGGUCAGGAGAUCUUCGUCAUGUUCGACGGCUGGCGAGGCGCCUUUGAUUACUGGUGCCCUUUCGACUCCAGGGACAUCUUCCCCGUCGGCUGGUGCACGCUGACCAAGCACAGCUUACAACCGCCUGGAAACUUCUUUACCCUCCCCGGUGCGCUCCUUGCUCCGGUUUCCGCCACCUCAGCCUCCCUCACGACGCGUCGCUCCUCGUCCAACUCCUCCUCCUCCAUGCAGACCUCGUACAGACUGCCCAACCCCUUGCCGCCGCUUCCUGUCCGCAAGGGCGUCCGAGGUCGUCGUCCCAAAUCCCAGACUAUUGCUCUGUUGAAGGCAGCGGCGGAAGCGGCGGCGGCGGCGGCGGCGGUGAAUGGAGCGUCGCAGAGUCCGGCCAGAACAAGCACUGAGGUUCAGCUGGCCCCCCGACCAUACAAGAAGAGAGGGCCCAAGCCUAAGAACAAGAAGAAGCCUCGGGUGGUGCAGUCCCUGGGGUCAGCGUCAGCGGUUGCAGCUCCGCCUCCAGAGACCAGGCUGAGCUCCAGCCACGUCUCAGGAGACAACAACAGCAGCAGCAGCAGCUCAAAUGUCGUUUGCACGGUUUGCGUCUAUGUGAACAAACACGGGGACUACGGCCCCAAUCUGGACCGAAAACUGGUACAGCAGCUCCCGGAUCACUUUGGUCCGGCUCCAGUCAACGCUGUGCUUCAGCAGGCCGUCCAGGCGUGCGUGGACUGCACGUACCAGCCGUCGGUGCUGUUGUCGUUCCUACAGAGUCAGUCGCACACGGAAGGAGAGGUCAUCAGAGUGCGGUCGGAGCACGGUAUCCGCUAUGUGAAGCUGCCCUCCGCCUCCAGUGCGUCCUCGGUGCUGCGGUUCCUGGAGAACAUGUGCCAACACCUGGAGAGCGACAGUCUCUUCAGCUCCCAGCCGUUCAGCCCUUAUAACAACAACACACGCUUCUACAACAAAACCAAAUCAGAACCUGCGUCCCACACUGAGAACGGCCUUUCCAAAGACGAUUCCGUAAAAGAUAGCGCCCCCAGCUCCCGCUCCAUUCACAGCGCAUCAGACUACAGAACAGCAAAGAAGGAGCGGCCAUAUUUCCCCGGACACACUGGACACACCCACACGUCGCUGCCGCCGCCGCCCCCGCCGCCACAGCCGAUACGACGCGUCAGCUCCAACCCAGGUGAACUUGGCCCAGUGUGUACCCACAGAAGAGUGGAGGCAGCGAGUUCAACGACGGGACCAGACCACGUGAAACAGGACAAGGAAGCUUCAGGGAACAACGCGGCUUCCUGGUCUGUCGAUGACGUCAUACGGUUCGUCCAAGAGGCCGAUCCCCACACUCUCGGCCCACACGUCGAUCUCUUUAGGAAACAUGAGAUUGACGGGAAGGCUCUGAUGCUGCUGCGCAGUGAUGUCAUUAUGAAGUACAUGGGACUGAAGCUGGGCCCGGCGCUCAAACUCUGCCAUCACAUUGAGAAGCUGAAACAGACCAAACAGUAGAAGAGAAAGAUAAAGACUCUCUCUCUCUUUCCUCACUGGCAAUUAAACACACAACAUGCAUUAGUCUACAGGGAUAAUAGUGACAUGUAAAUCCAUCACCGAAGGACACUGAACUCAUGUGCUUGGUACUUUUUGUGAAUUGUGGUAUUUUCUGAGUGAAUUUGACUACUAUUGGGCCACACAUGAAUAAAUACACAAACAUUUCAGUAUUUUCCACAAAAGUAAAUCCCUAGUACUGUGGCGAAACCUUUGAAACAGCAUUUAGACCUCACGUUUGAGUGGAAAUAGUAACAUAAAGUAUAAUUAAAUAAUACAAUUAAAUGUAAAUCAAUAUUAUUUCUCCA